Molecule: messenger RNA, 3525 nt
Organism: Gekko japonicus
Lineage: Eukaryota; Metazoa; Chordata; Lepidosauria; Squamata; Gekkonidae
Gene: MCM9
Product: minichromosome maintenance 9 homologous recombination repair factor
Exons: 12
Coding region: 1-3516 (1171 amino acids)
Biological process (GO): double-strand break repair via homologous recombination
Cellular component (GO): MCM complex; nucleus
Molecular function (GO): single-stranded DNA binding; ATP binding; single-stranded DNA helicase activity
Source: RefSeq, a predicted model, not a curated record
AUGCUUCUGAGUACUGAGCAGGUGAAUCUCACUGGACAAGUGUUUGAGUCAUAUAUUUUGGAAUACCACAAAAAUGACCUCUUGCAGAUUUUGAGAGAAAAAGAUGAUGAUGUUCAUUACCCAGUUAUUAUCAAUGCUCUGACACUUUUUGAGGCCAACAUGGAAAUUGGUGAAUAUUUCAAUGCAUUUCCUAAUGAAGUGCUCCCCAUUUUUGAUAAUGCAUUGCGAAGGGCAGCUUUGUCAGUUUUUCAGUCUGUUUCCCAAGCUCAUGAUGUCAGCAUUAAGCAGAAUCUUCAUUCCAGAAUCUCAGGUUUGCCGGUUUGCCCAGAGCUAACGAGAGAAAACAUCCCAAAGACCAAAGAUGUGGGACACUUCCUUUCAGUCACUGGGACCGUUAUUCGUGCAAGCCUAGUGAAGGUCCUGGAGUUUGAACGAGACUACAUGUGCAACAAGUGCAAACACGUGUUUGUGGUCAAGGCUGAUUUUGAACAGUACUAUACUUUUUGCUGUCCAUCAACCUGCCCUAGUGAAGAAGGCUGCAACUCAUCUAAGUUCACUUGUCUCUCAGGAACAUCGUGCGCUCCCAACAGCUGCAGAGACUAUCAGGAAAUCAAGAUUCAGGAACAGGUUCAAAGGCUAGCAGUUGGUAGUAUCCCUCGUUCCAUGAUAGUUAUCCUUGAAGAUGACUUAGUUGACAGCUGUAAAUCUGGUGAUGACAUAACAGUUUAUGGAGUAGUAAUGCAGAGGUGGAAGCCUUUUCACCAAGAUGCACGUUGUGAUGUGGAAAUUGUCUUGAAGGCCAAUUAUAUUCAAGUGAACAAUGAGCAGCUGGCAGGACUUAUAAUUGACGAGGAGGUCCGCAAGGAAUUUGAAGACUUUUGGGGAAAACAUAGGAAUGAUCCCUUAGCAGGAAGGAAUGAAAUUUUAGCAAGCUUGUGCCCUCAGGUUUUUGGGUUGUAUCUGGUGAAGCUGGCUGUAGCCAUGGUGCUUGCAGGAGGUGUUCAGAGAACAGAUGCUGCAGGCACUCGAGUUAGAGGUGAAUCUCAUCUUUUAUUGGUUGGAGACCCUGGGACAGGGAAAUCUCAGUUUCUGAAAUAUGCUGUAAAGAUUACCCCGCGAUCUGUACUUACAGCAGGAAUUGGAUCCACAAGUGCAGGUUUGACAGUAACGGCUGUGAAGGACUCUGGAGAAUGGAAUCUGGAAGCAGGGGCACUGGUGUUGGCUGACGGAGGUCUUUGUUGUAUUGAUGAAUUUAACAGCAUCAAGGAACAUGACAGAACCAGCAUUCAUGAGGCAAUGGAACAACAAACCAUCAGUGUAGCUAAGGCAGGCUUAGUGUGCAAACUGAACACGAGGACCACUAUACUGGCAGCAACCAAUCCAAAGGGCCAGUAUGACCCUAACGAAUCUAUCUCUGUAAACAUCGCACUUGGCAGUCCUCUUCUUAGCAGGUUUGACCUUGUUUUGGUAUUGCUGGAUACAAGAAAUGAAGAAUGGGAUCGCAUAAUUUCUUCUUUCGUAUUGGAGAAUAAAGGCUGUCCAAGUGUGUCAGAAAAGUUGUGGACAAUGGAAAAAAUGAAGACCUACUUCUGUCUUAUAAAGAGCCUACAGCCAGUGUUGACUGACAAAAGCAACCUAAUUCUUGUCCGCUAUUACCAGAUGCAGCGGCAAAGCGAUAGCAGAAAUGCUGCCCGAACUACCAUCCGCCUAUUGGAGAGUUUAAUACGGUUAGCUGAAGCUCAUGCCCGACUGAUGUUUAGGGAUAUUGUGACUGUGGAAGAUGCGGUAACUGUGGUUUCAGUGAUGGAGUCCUCUAUGCAAGGGGGUUCAUUACUUGGAGGUGUCAAUGCACUGCACACUUCAUUUCCUGAAAACCCAAGGGAACAAUAUCGAAUGCAGUGUGAACUGAUCUUGGAGAAGCUGGAGCUACAGGACAUUCUGUGUGAUGAACUCCAAAGACUUGACAGAUUACAAUGUGAAAAUUCAUGCCAUUUUCAGCUGUCUCAGGAGGCCAAGAAAAAUGGUACUGAGGCAUCUUUUAGCAAUAACACACUUGAGAAACGAGAAGAAACAUCUCAUCAGCAAUAUUCUGAUGAGGUGGACCAUACUCAGUUCCAGCCUCAUUCAGCCAAAAGACACCCUGAAGGUGAUGGGUACCCAGGAGGAUUCUUAAGUGGCCAGACAUCUGAUCUACCACCACCACAGAGCAAACAUAGCAAGAAUACCAGCGAUGUUAGCUUACACUGGUUUGACAAUAUAGAGGGUAACUGUGCUGAAACUGAGAAGGGCAUUUGUGAGCCUCCAUGUGCCAGAACCUCUCAAGAUAGUUUGACUUUGAAAGCACCAAACAACAAACCUUAUUCUAAAGAUAAGGAUGAUUUAAUAGAAACCAAUCAUGCUGAGUUGGAAAAUUCACCAACAAGAACAGCUCCAGGGGAUACAUGCAGACAGGCAAUUGUUUCUGACCUUGAUGGGGAAAAGAAAGAAAAGCCUCCAAGCUUUCCUUCAGGAGCAAGCCACGAAGGCCCAGGUGCAGCAUUUCCUACACUACCUGGUCUGGUGAUUACCCAAAGAGCCUCUAAGAAAUGGCAGGGUCUGAACGUUGAAAGGUCUCAAGGAUUUUGUGCAAGUACACCAAAGCCUAAGGAUGGAAGUGGACUUGCUCCGUUUUCUACCCAUCCAACAGUUUCUCCGCAGUUUCCUAGAAAGGAUUCAAACGUUCUCCCAUCUCACAAUUUGUCAAUGAAUCAGAAGUUGGUGACUUCAAUCAGGAAGCGAAGCAGAGAUCAACUAAAGGAAGGAGGUGUGACAGGAACUUUUGAUGAGCCUGAGAUCCUAGAGAAAUCUGGAGAAAAAAUUGCUAAACUAGCCAAGUUUGUAUUUAGGCAGAAGCCAAAGCUUGCUAACUCUUCUGAAAAUGAGAAUCCUGCCAGAUCGCUGGAGACAGUUUGUAGCCCUCAAAGUAUUACCAGGAAAGUAUCAAAGAGAGAAAGGACCAGGGAAAAAAGUUCUGAGGCAUACCAGAAAGAGCACUAUAUUAACAGGACCAGGGGAAAAGGCUCUGAGAUGCACCAGGAAGAACACGAUAUUAACAACAGCAAUAAUAGUAUGGAGGAAAGACCCUGUAAUAGCAACAGAGAGGAGCAGCAGCAAAGGAAAGCAUUGUCCCCACCUUCUACAAAAACAAAAGGAACGAGAGAAGAAAGAGUGGAAGGACUCAAUACAAAGAAAGUGUGCUCUAGUACAUUGGAAAAAUUAUCCAGGUUUUCCUUCAUACCAGCUGCUGAAUCCAAACCAGAGACUCCAUCUCCCUUAACUGUUGCCAGCUAUGACAAGGAAAGGCAGAGGCUGCCACUGAAGAACCAUACUGAAAGUGCAGGCCACACGAGAAAGUGCUUUGAGCUGACAGAAGUCAGCAAAGUUACAGGGAAAUCUUUGUUCUCACUAGCGGAUUUUGAUGAUGCAGCUCUAGACGUUGAUUGGGAGGAAGAGAUUAAGAAAAAAACCAAACUUUAAAAACUUCUG